UAAAGUUGAUGUGUCCUUUUACAUGUUUUACGUUUUUUUCUGCUGUUUUCUCGAAAUAAAACCACUUUUUAGUCGAAAGAAAGUUAAUUAAAACGAGAAAAUGGCUGUGGAUUUUCUAUCAGAUGCAGACAGUCGGUUCUUCGGUGACGGAAUGCUACAGAAUGAUGACUGGGGUGACCCCAAUCUGAAUAGCCUGGAUGACUUCCCAUCUUUCUUGGAUACGGAAUUGAGCACUGAUGACUUGAUGCGCGAGUUUAACACAGAGAUUCAGUCCCUGAAAUUUGGGUCUGACUAUUAUACUGAUGCGGUUAGUUCUCCGUCAGAUCCGAUUCCUAUGUUCGAUGACCACAGCGACAUCCUCAGCUUAGCACUACGCGAGGAGAACAGUUUAAAUCGAUCAAGUAGUUCAGACAGUGGUAUCGCGUCCGACCUAGGUGUCAAACAUGAGCCAUUAUCUCCUGCCUCAUCAUUCUCAUCAGACUCAGACUCAGCAGGGUCAAAUAUGGACUGCCAAAUCCUCUCAUCCGAACCAUCCUGCCUCAACACAUGCAUCAAAUUGGAGAACCCUCCCCUCACACCUCCAAGGGAUCCCAACGACAUCAUCUCGCCAUUAUCCAUGCACAAUUUCUGCAGAUCAAAUCAACCGAUCACGACGCCCAUGCACGCCACGUCGAUAAAAACAGAGCCGUUGGCAUCGCAUAAGACCAGGAAUGGUAUAACCCAGAUUCUCAAUAAUAAGGUGAAAAUCGUACCUAAACCUGUUGUUACAACGACGUGCUUGCCUACGACGUUACAAAAUGGAACACCAGGAAAACCGCUCAUUCUGACGCCGGAUGAGUUUGCCCGCCUAACUGCCCAAGGUGUCCUCAAAUUCCAGCCUCCGUUAGAUGCGAAACCAGUCCUUAAAACAGUGGCGCCUGACACGACUCAGGUGACGGGUACUGCAACAAACUCAACAUAUUAUUCAGCAGAACCAACCGUGAAGGUGAUGAAACGUCAACAACGAAUGAUUAAGAACAGAGAAUCUGCAUGUUUAUCGCGGCGGCGGAAAAAAGAGUAUGUGACGAGUCUUGAAGAUCGAAUGAAACAGUUCAACCAAGAGAAUGAGAGAUUGAAACAGGAGAACAUGAAGCUGCAGCAGAAGGUCAAUCUCCUAACACAAGAGAACGACCAGCUGCGUAAAACUGUUCCCUCGAAGAGAACUGCUGCUACAUUCCUGCUCGCUGUUAUGCUUGUGUUCAGCCUCAACAUGGGACCUCUCAGCAACGUUCUCAUGCAAAGUCCAGAUAAGUCGAUGAACAUUCCAUCCCCUGAGAUUCACCAUGGCCGCACGCUGAUGUCGCUCAUUGACGAGAAAGGUCGUAGCGAAGACGUGGCGAAAUCCAACCAGACGGAUCAUGACCUUGUGCAGGCAGUGAAAAAGAUACAAAAAUCUGUGUUGAGUCAGAACAGUACGGACUACAAAGAUAUGCUGAUGAAAAGUUUGGAAACGUUGAGCACGUUUACAUUAUGUCCAACUCAUUUCAAUCGGAGUGAAUCUCUCAGGCUAGCCAAUGAGUUGACUGGUUGGGUGCUCGGCCACAAGUCCGAGAUGAAACAGAAAGAGGCUGAACGUGCCCAGCGGAAGGCCAGCAAGCUUCCCAAGCGCCAUCGGCCGCUCAAGGUCCUGAAAGCAGCGAUGGAGGGGAAACUAUCAACGCAGCUCGAGCAACCACAGGCUAGUGUUGGCGAGAGCAAAAACUAUCAGGUGCAGCUGUUUAACUCGCAUGAGAAAAACUACCAUGAAUUCUUAGAUGCCAUUCAGAGGAGGAACGAUACAUUCUAUGUCGUCUCAUUCAGGAGGGACCAUCUCCUGCUGCCAGCGACGGCACAUAACAAGACCAUGAGACCACGCAUGUCUCUUGUCAUGCCUGCCGUUAGUCUUAAUGACUCGAUGCAGCCUCCAGUGGGCAGUGUGGCGAUGAUGCAGAUUGACUGCGAGGUGAUGAACACCAAGCUCAUCCACGUCACCAAGUCGACAGUGCCGAAACACAUGUGGGAAGCCAACAAUACGAUGUCGCCCGUGCCAGGUGAAGAAAAGGAGGUGACCGAUGGUACGGAGGAUGAAGCCCGGAAAUGGAACUUGCGGUAUAAACCAAGAAAGAUCCAUCCAUAGGCUGUAGUCCUAUUGUUAUACAGCAGAAGUUCUCUAUCAAGGACACAUUUCAUUGGGGUGUCGGUAGCUCCUGUUUAUUUGUUUUUGGGAACUCUACCAUUUGAAAAAAAAUCUGAAUUUGUCCUUUAGAAUAAGAACGGUCAUCCCAUUUUGAGACAAGAUAGCAUGUUUUUGAAAGUCCUGAUGAUGUUAUAGCGCUCCGCACUCACGAUGUACCAUGCUUGCAUGUAAGUGUCCUUAUUCUGUGAUUAAUAACAAGCAGAUACGAUUUACCAGUGUUAAUGAAAAUUACAAGCGAUAUACUUGGGUGCCAAUGCGUGACUUUGUACUUAAAUUUAAAGUUGUUGUGAGGUGUUUUGAGGGUUUUAGUCAUAAAACAGGUUUGUUUUGCUUGAAUUUCGAUAUCCUUCGAAAAGAUUUUAUCUGCUAUGUGGAUAAUGAAGACAUAUUGUUUUGGUUUAUAAUGAAAAAUAAUGAUAAUGAUGAGUUUUUGCAUGGUGAGUAGAAGGAGUAAUCCAAAAGUAAAGAGUUAUAUUUUCUUAAAAACUCUUUACUUUCGUAAAGCUUUUUUUACUUGCCUUGUAGUAAACCGCACACUUUCAUUGCAUGAGAAAUGUACGUAAGAUGUAUUCGUCACUAUUCCAUGAUCGCAUUUGUGCUAGAAGGAGAGCAUUUUGAAAAAUAUUUUGUUUUUUGUAUGUAUGAUUUAGGAGUAGGUGUAAAUUCUCGUGAUUUGUAUUGUCAGACAACUUCAGUGGCGAUGAUUAGUUAUUGUCGCGGGGCACUUAACAUUAUUCCUUUGCCUUAUUCAGACACCUUUCAGUAGAAACCAUUAAGGCCACAUUCUGCGCUACACUUGACCAUUGUAGACCAGGCAGUUGAUUGGCACUGGUCGAUCUUUGAAGCCCCCAUCUUUCGGAUCCUUAGUUGGACGCCCUUCGUCUGUGCACUGCCCCCCAAAAGUUACAGAUAGCGUAAACUUUUUGAAAUAGUUUGCAUUAUGCUGGAAAACUGAAUGAAAAAUUAAUAUUUUUCCCAAAGUCCUCACUGGUUGACUGGAUCCAUUUACUUUAUCCAUUCGCUUGUCCAUUAUUUCUACAAACUAUGAAGUUUUUUAUCCAACUCCUGAACAUUUUCGUGAGAUUUUCCAUAAAUUGAUUCUCGCAUAGGUGUGGGUUUGAUGUUGUCCUGGUUGUUGUGCGUUUGUAAUUAAGAUGUUUAUAAAUUGCAAAUUAAUAUAUUAAUAUAAAAGUUUAUGUCGUAUGAGGUGUUUAGUUUUGAAAGUUGAAUCCAUUCAGUUCUUGUAAUAAGGAGUUCUGGCAAAUUGAGAAAAGACCUGCUCCAUGACGUAUCUAUAUAAAUUAACUUAUGAUUUUCUAAAACAAUUUACAUUCUGAUGAAUAAAUAAGAAAUAAUGAGUUAAUGCAUAAAUCAAUACAUAUAUACAUGUAUGUCGCACAUGAGUGAUUUUUCAGUUUGAUUGUCAGAUGGGAAUUUUCUUGUUGAAGUUUGUACCAAUAUAAAGUUCUUCCUUGCGUGGCAAUGCACCAAAUUGAGGAAGUAAUGGAGCAAGACUUUGUCACAUCCUUUAUCUGUUGAAUCCCCUGGUUGUUUAAAGCAAGUUGGACACCAAAUUUGGCCAGUUGCCAUAGCGAUGUUAUCCUGAAGUUUACUUUUUCUCUCUCGAGAUGUACGUAUAUUUAUUGUAUUGUGUUGUUUUAUGUGUAUAUGAUAUAAGGUAAAGGGUACCAUAAAUUCCUUCCCAAAAUGUCCACAAAUGUGUUGUUUUAGACCAUUCGACCAAAACUCCAUAACCGUGUGCACAUUUCAUUGGUCUCAGCUGCCGUGUUAAGUAAACUUGCAAUUUUUCUUGCUGAAACUAUAGAUCCAUGCACUUGAUUGGGACCAACGUUUACGAAAACGUCGCGUCACGUCACGUUACACUAAUGUAAAAUGCAUGGUGACGUGAUGACGGCCAACACUACGUCAUGUAAACGUUGUUCCCAAUCAAGUGCAUGAAUCUAUAGUGACAGUUAUUCGGACGAUUAGCAAUAAAAAGUUGCAGCGACAGAAAACACUUGUUUGCAGGCUGCUGCAGUUGUAAUCCAUUAUGAGUUUUGUCAGGUGUAUUGGUAAGAAUGGUUUGCUUGUAUUUGAUACAAAUUUCAUUAUUAUUCAUAGAAAACGUCGAUUUAAUAGGUAUUGAGUAUUGGAAACCCGUUUGUUUUCCUUAAACUUGUUGAAUCAUCUUCAGUGGGUUUUGCCAGUGAAAUGUGUACAAAAGUUAUAGUUGCAGAAGCCAGAUUUUAUCAUCAUAAUAUCAGAUACUCCCUUGUGAAGAAAGUGUUUGCUGUUGUAAUUUUGUUUAUAAAUCACAUAAAGUAAAGAUGCCAUGCACAUAAAGUAAUGAAGACUGGUGAUAAUGAUAUAAGGUAAUAAAGAUUGGUGUCUUCACAGAAAACAAUCUUUUGAUUUACUCGAGGCCUUCGUUGCCUGCAAUUGAUUUUAACAGUGUUCUUUAUAUGUGUAACUCGGGGCACCCCUACAAUACCAUACUGGUGUUAAACUUUAAAAUUCAGUGAUAUGUUCAAUUCUAAAAACCUCUUCCCACUCAUGUACAUGUACUUAUAUCACUGCUGUUUCAGAACAUAAUGUACAGUACUGCAGUUCUUCUACACCAUUUCCUUGUACCACUGUAUACCCAGCUUAAUUUUUUCUCUGGUUUGUUGGGUUCUUAUGAGAAACAAUUAUUUGAUGUCUAAAAAAAAGGCAAGCUGUGAUCUAUUUUAAAAAAGAUAAUGCAAAAUCAAUGCUGCACAACUCUUAAAGGCCUAAGCCAGUCGUUAAAAAAUUUGAAAUUCGUAAUAAAUUUUGAAAAUUUAUGAUAAUAAUGAUAAAAAGAUAUUUUUAUUAACAGUGUCUUCUGUCGGAUGAAAUGGUCAUGAUUCUUGUAAAGCCUCAUAAAAUUGUCAACUUUGUCAUCUGCAUUAGGAUUUUGAUACUUUGACCAUAGGUAGACUAGUACAAGUAAGUAGGCCUUACCGGUUUGUGCCAUAGAUCGAGAUAAGAAAACGUGCAAUCCAGAAAUUAUAAUAAACCAUUAUUAAUUUGACCAUAAUAAUUAAAACAACAAUAUGAUAUGUUGGUGUUACUUAAGGUAACGUAAUAAGUAGCACAUUUAUUUGUCUAAACAAUUGCAUGAGGUUUGACUACAUCAGCAUAUCCUGAUUAUCAAUACAUGACAAAUGACGGACAAAAUAAAAUGACUGUACGAGUAUGUGUAUCAAAGAUAUUGUGCAUGUCAAGUAAUAGCUUUGUGUCUGCAUGCUUCAAAAAUUUAGUUAGGUUUAGAUAGUAGAGAAUAAUGUGACCAACAGUAUGAAUUAUUUUGGUCGAAUUUUGGUAAACUUAUGCUAGCUUAUUAUUGGUUAUUUGGACUUGUUGUGGCCUUAGGAGGCCAACAAACUCUCGGUUUACAGAUAUAAGGCACUGAAAUUGAAACCUGUACAACGAAAUCAAUGGAAAGGCCAGGCCAUGAUAUGUCAUCAUGACACUCAGACGAUCGGACAGCUUGGUGUCACAAACCCAUUGACUAUCCAAUUUGAACAUUUUGCAUAUUUUGGGGCAUGAUUGAUGUAUAAAAAAGCAGUCUUAGAUCUGUGAAACUAGAGUAUGUUCAUUUGGCACUUCACCGCAGCUUAAUACAUGUGGCAAUUUGAAGCAAAAGAUUUUGUUGCAGCUUAAUUGUAAAUAUGGAAAUUAUCUAACUAUCAAAUUAAAACAUUAUAAAGAAUGAAUUCAACAUUUCACCUAGUCAUUCCAGAAAUGUUUUGAAUCAUUUGUUUGAAGAAACGCAAUGAUAUGUAUAGUUUUUAAAAUAUUUAAGUGUAGACAAUUAAAUGUCAUGAUUGUUAAUUUUUGGCUUUCGUCACAAUCUUGAUGGCAGUUGGAGUUAAAUCCUCAUUUGGAGGAGUGUCCAAAAAAUAUAAGAUAAUUCUUUUGAAAAAUGUUGUAUUAAAUUCUAAAACACUGUUAACAGUCAAUUUAUAUGUAAAAAGAGAGAUAACCCUAUUGUGCGCUUUGUUUAAGCAUGCUAGGAACUUUAGGAGUGAAAAGGGUUUGAAUUGAUGCCCUCUCCUAAUGGAGUAUUGGAAAGGGCAAUUAUUCUGAAGAUCCGGUUCAUCGUGAGUUGUUAUGAUGUUAGUGAGACACAUGGUGUUGGGCUGCAACAUAUAAGCAACAACCUUUCUUAUGCAACUUUUGUUGUGCGUGUAAUAAAUGUUUACAGUAAAAUUUAUCUUGAA
This is a messenger RNA of Lineus longissimus, 6459 nucleotides long. RefSeq names its product cyclic AMP-dependent transcription factor ATF-6 alpha-like. Gene Ontology annotation, molecular function: RNA polymerase II cis-regulatory region sequence-specific DNA binding; DNA-binding transcription factor activity, RNA polymerase II-specific. Gene Ontology annotation, cellular component: nucleus. The transcript has 14 exons. The record is from RefSeq and is a predicted model, not a curated record. Gene Ontology annotation, biological process: endoplasmic reticulum unfolded protein response; regulation of transcription by RNA polymerase II. Bases 101 to 2155 code for a protein of 684 amino acids. Lineage: Eukaryota; Metazoa; Nemertea; Pilidiophora; Heteronemertea; Lineidae.